This is a messenger RNA of Hyaena hyaena (striped hyena), 1723 nucleotides long. RefSeq names its product angiotensin II receptor type 2 (gene AGTR2). The coding region runs from base 16 to 1104 and encodes 362 amino acids. Gene Ontology annotation, biological process: G protein-coupled receptor signaling pathway; regulation of apoptotic process; immune response. The transcript is spliced from 2 exons. The record is from RefSeq and is a predicted model, not a curated record. Lineage: Eukaryota; Metazoa; Chordata; Mammalia; Carnivora; Hyaenidae. Gene Ontology annotation, cellular component: membrane. Gene Ontology annotation, molecular function: angiotensin type II receptor activity.
CUUCUUAGGUUUCAUAUGAAGGGCAACUUCACCCUUGCCGCCGUCAGCAAAAACAUUACCAACAGUCUUCACUUCGGACUCGUGAGCAUCGUCGGCAACCAGUCUACCUUUAACUGCUCCCCUAAACCAGCAGAUAAGCAUUUAGACGCAAUCCCUGUUCUCUACUAUAUCAUUUUUGUGGUCGGAUUUCUUGUCAAUACUAUUGUGGUUACGCUGUUUUGUUGUCAGAAGGGCCCUAAAAAGGUGUCCAGCAUUUACAUCUUCAACCUGGCGGUGGCUGACUUGCUGCUUUUGGCUACUCUGCCUCUCUGGGCAACCUACUAUUCUUAUAGAUACGACUGGCUCUUUGGUCCCGUGAUGUGCAAAGUUUUCGGUUCCUUCCUGACCCUGAACAUGUUUGCGAGCAUUUUUUUCAUCACCUGCAUGAGUGUCGAUAGGUACCAAUCUGUUAUCUACCCCUUUCUGUCUCAGAGAAGGAACCCCUGGCAAGCGUCCUAUAUAGUCCCCCUGGUGUGGUGUAUGGCCUGUCUGUCCUCAAUGCCGACAUUUUAUUUCCGAGACGUCCGAACCAUUGAGUAUUUGGGAGUGAAUGCUUGCAUUAUGGCUUUCCCACCUGAGAAAUACGCGCAAUGGUCAGCUGGCAUUGCCUUAAUGAAAAAUAUCCUUGGCUUUAUUAUCCCUUUAAUAUUCAUAGCGACGUGCUAUUUCGGCAUCCGAAAGCACUUGCUGAAGACCAAUAGCUACGGGAAGAACAGAAUAACUCGUGACCAAGUCCUAAAGAUGGCGGCUGCCGUCGUUCUGGCGUUCAUCAUUUGUUGGCUUCCCUUCCACGUCCUGACCUUCCUGGACGCUCUGGCCUGGAUGGGUGUCAUUAAUAGCUGUGAAGUUAUAGCAGUCAUUGACCUGGCACUUCCUUUUGCCAUCCUCCUGGGAUUCACCAACAGCUGCAUUAAUCCCUUUUUGUAUUGUUUUGUCGGUAACCGGUUCCAGCAGAAGCUCCGCCGUGUGUUUAGGGUUCCGAUUACUUGGCUCCAAGGCAAGCGGGAGAGUGUGUCGUGCCGAAAAAGCAGUUCCCUUAGAGAGAUGGAGACCUUUGUGUCUUAACUGGGAGAGCGGAACGCACGUUGACAGCAUGGCCACUUGGUUUGAGGUGCCCUUGAAUUGUCUUUUGAAUGGCUCGAGCGAAAGAAUCAAUUUUCCCCUGCAUGGAUUCUUGUCUCACUGUUGCAGAGCAGGAAACCAAAUGUAACCGGGAGGUUCGAUCCAGUGACCUUCAGGAAUUGCCCGUUUCCUUCAGUCUAUCGGUAUGAGGCUGUCCGUGGCAAGACAGAUCUAUAACCUAGAAGGAACUGAGGGUUUAUCUCAAGUUAUAAUUAGUAACAAGUUGUGAAUGGUGAUUUGGGGUGUCAGAUUUCUCCUUGACAAAUGCUGAAGUUUUUUUUUUUUCUUUUUAGAAAAUUAUUAUUGGUUUUUAUCUCCACUUUCAUUAGGCUUCCUUCUUGAACCAAAGCCAGUUUUUUAACUGCUUGCGUUAUUUACCAGCUUGAAACGCAAGCAUCUCUAAGUGAAGUAUAUACUCCAGUAGAUUGGUUCGGAAUUAUUCAGGCUCUAGGCAUAUGCCUUCUACUUUAAAAAAUACUAUAAGUAAUCACCUUUUACAUUUUACUUGAGCAUAGGUUUAUAUUUAAGAUAUAACUACACCUACAUAUUGAGUAGGGCUAGG